This is a messenger RNA of Jatropha curcas, 4240 nucleotides long. RefSeq names its product protein NODULATION SIGNALING PATHWAY 2. The record is from RefSeq and is a predicted model, not a curated record. Lineage: Eukaryota; Viridiplantae; Streptophyta; Magnoliopsida; Malpighiales; Euphorbiaceae.
AAAAAAAAAAAAAAAAAAAAACAAAACAAAACAAAAAACCAAAAUUUUCUUCAUAUUUGCUGUCCUUAUAACUUGUCCCUUUUCAGUUAUGACUUAAUUGUUUUAGUGAUUGUUUAGCAUGGCUAUACUGGAUUUCUGGCUACUGAAAAUUUUGCACAAACUAUUCCUUUUAUGUGUUUCUGAAACCUGGAUUUAGUUUUUGUAUAUUUGAGUAUGUUGAGUUUUCCACAGUGGCUAUUUAAUUUCUUUACAAAUUCAGAACAACAUAAUAAUUUCUUUCGAAAUUUAGCAAAAGAAUAAGUCUAGUGUAAUGAUAGCAAAUUUUAGAAUGGAAGAGCAUUUAAUGCUGCAUGUAACACCUGGCAAAAAAUUGUUCAAGUUUAGGUACAUGAACAUGACUUGGUGCUUGUUGAGCUUUGAGCCUGAGGUGUGCCUUAAAACAACCAUGUGGCUUGUCAUGCUUUUUCAUACGUCUAUAGGUCUGCCUUUUUACUAGGGAAAAAGAAAAAAAAAAUAGAGACAGGAAAAUAAAGGAAAAAACUAGAGACAGGGAUACAAGUAUAUAAAUUAUGUUCAGUAAUUUUCUUUGUAUGUAUGAGCAUGUGGGUUGCCUUUUACCUAUCCUUCCUGUUUUUUUCCGACUAGAAUCACUUGCCAAUGGAUCUCUCGUAUUUGAUUUUUCUCUCUUUUAAUAAUCUCCUGUUUAAAAGUCCCUCAUUCUCUCACAAGUUUACUUGGUCCCCAUCGAAUUCUCUACUGUCCAUAGUGAUCUCUCUUCCCACAUAUUGCAACAGUAAGAGAAGAAAUAUUGGGUUUUAGAAAGAUUGAGAAGUGUUUCAUCCUUGAAAUUCUGGAUUCCAUACGGCCGCAAAUAAUGCUUUACCUGAGGUCUGGUUGAAUUACCUUCAGAAAAUUUUUAAUUUAACAUGAAGCUUUUUUCCAAGUGCUACUGUCUCACACGUUUCUGAACUUUUCUUUUUCCUGCAGUCUAGUUGAAUUACUUUCAGAAACUUUAUAAUUAACUUGAAGCAUUUUUUUGUGAGUGCUACAGUCCUACAUAUUUCCCAACUUCUCUUUCUCCUUAUGCAAGGGCAGUAAUGAUUGAAUUCAGGUCUUGAUCCACUUCUGCAUCUCUGUUUCACUAUUUACUUUUCCGUUCUGCAUCUUCACCAUCAAUCUGAAACCAUAAGUUUCGUGGUUAACAUUUAACUGAAGAAGUGCGACUAUAAUCUUAGUGAAGUCAACAAUACAACACCAGUCCCUUGAUUAUGCAUACUAUAGCUUCCGGUUGAUAAUUUUAAAACCAUAACAUGUAUCUCUGCAGAAUCAUCAGGCAUAGCUUCUAAUAUAACUGAACUGGCAUUGAGAUGGGGAAAUAUCUGAUGUCCUCGAAUUCAUCUUUGUAAUUCUUAGAAAUUGAAAAAAUUAGUUUUGGUCUAUGAAAAGCUAACAACAAGAACAAUUAAGCCUUAAUCACAAACUAAUCGGGAUUGACUAUAUGAAUCCUUGUCAUUGUACGAAAUGCUAAAUUUGUCAAAUUUAUAAAACUUAACUUUCAACAUUGAAAAAAGAGGACCAAUUAUAUACUCCCAGUCUUCUUUUUCUUUUUCUUUUUUUUUUUUUAAAUUGCCCUUUUAUUUUUCUUUCUGUUACCGUGUGACAGUCGAGGGCUGCCUUCACUUCCAGGCAUUACAUUUUUAAAUUUAUCUUUUUAGAAAAAUUUGUUUUGUUUCAGUUAUCUGUAAUCUCACUUUAUCUGGUAACUUCAACUUUUAGCUCCUUGAUGUUUACUUUUCUUCAACUUUUUAUUAGUUAUGCAAGUGGAAUGUCUAAAUCUUGUCAUGCUUCUCACACUGCUCUUGUAAUGCUCUCUGUUAAGAUUAUAUGGGGAAAAAGAGUAAAUAGUUAAGUAUUUAAGGACACUGUGUACAAUCUUAUACAGAGAAAAUAAGUCGUCAGAAGUCUAACUGGAGUGCACUGCACUGCCAAAGUUAGUCAAAGGUAGUAAAUAAUCCUUCACCUUGGGAAAAGCUUCGGAUCUUUUUUGGUUCUGAUUUUCAUUGCCUUCUUCAUAUGGUCUCUUUUUGAUUUUCUAAAGCUUGUGAUGAUAAAAUUUCAUAGUAUUCGGUGCCAAAAUGCUUUGGGUGUGGUAAGAUGUUUGGAAAUCUUUAUUGUUUUUAACGGCCUUUUUCAUGGUAAUUGGGUAAGUUUGCCCCCUGUCACUGUUGUGUUAACCACUUAUUCUGUCAAUUAGGGAAGUUUACUGUAAAAAAUGGGUGUCCAUAAAAACUAGAGAGAGAGGGGUUCUAAUAAGGCCAAUAUUUGUCUGCUAUAGGAAAAAGGAAAAAUAAGGCUAACCUUCAUGGAAAAAAAUAUAUACCUUGAAUGAAAGGGAAUAUUUAGUGUGGACUAUCCCAAGUCGCUUUCACUGGGGAGAAUAUUUUGAUGAAGAAUUAAUGGUUAUCAUUUUUUCUCUAGGAUGAUGCCAAUGAAAGAAGUUCACUGAAAUUGAACAACUGUAGAAUAGAAUGAGGCCCUUACCCACUAUUCUAUGCUUAGAAAAAACCUGUCAGUCGAGUUUACUCAGCUUUCGUGGCAUAGCUACAACACUAUACAAGAAAUAAGUCUUUAUUUCAAGGCUUGGACUACUCUUCUUGCUUAUUAGUUGAAGAGCCCUCUGAUACUUCCUCUUCAAUGGACGUUGGUAAUUUGCCAAAUUUAGUCACUAACACUACUUCAGAAAAUGCUUAUGCACAAGAAAGUUGCCUGGAAGAUGAUGGCAUAGAAUUUGAAAGCUUGCAUGUGUUAAGUAUAGCAAGUGAUUAUCAAUCCACAGAUCUCUCUUUGCUUUUGCCUUGUGAUGGUAUGCAAGUUGAUAACCAGUUAAGCAUACUUCAUCUGCUCAAGGCUUAUGGAGAGGCACUGGAGAUGGAAAUUACAGAGUUAGCAGAUGCGAUUACGAUGCGAUUGAAGGAGAAGAGUUGUCCGACUGGUUCAAUCUGGCAACGUCUGUCUUAUUAUUUUAUUCAAGCAUUGGACGAGCAAGUGAAGAGCCCCUUGAGAGAAGAAGCAGGUAUGAAUUAUGAAAUUGCCUUUAAUGUCUUUUAUCAGAUAUUUCCUUAUGGAAGAUUUGCUCACUUCACAGCUAAUUCUGUGAUAUUAGAGGCUAUUCCUAAGAAUGCUGAGAUAGUGCAUAUAGUUGAUUUUGAAAUUGGCAAUGGCAUUCAAUGGCCUCCAGUAAUUGAGGCACUUGCAAUGCAAGAUGCAAAAUUUUUGAGAUUGACUUCAAUAAAAUGGGAAGAGGAAGGUAAUUAUGAAUAUACAAAAUUGUUACUAUAUGAACAUGGAAGAAAUUUUGGUCUGAGAUUGAAGGUGGAAGAGAUGGAUUUGGAAUCUUUUGCUAGUGAAAUGAAGGAAACAAAGGAAAGUGGAGAAGGAACUGAAUUUUUAGCAUUCAAUUGCAUGGUGGGUCUACCUCACAUGGACAAAAGGAUAAGUGUCAAGAGUGUUAUAAAGUUUCUGAAGGUGGCUAAGGAUGCAAUCAACCUUAAUUGUAAUAAUGGUGGAGGUAUUAUAACUUUUGGGGAUGGAAUUGGUUGGGGAAAGGGAAUUAGAGGCUGGAAUAGAAAUGGGUAUAUAUCUAUUUUUGAAGGGCAAUUGGCUCAGUUCAAAAUAUUGUUACAAUCAAUCGAAACCCAUUUCCCUCAUCACCUUAAAGAAGCAAGAAUAGCAAUUGAAUGUUUGUUUUUGGUGCCUUAUAUUUCUUCACUUAUUGACAUACAAAUGUGGAAGCAUAUUUCUAGAGAAAUUAGGACACUUUCAGAGCUAGGAUUGGAGCCAUGGAGAAUGAGAAUAGAGAAUCUUAUGGAGGCCAAAGAAUUGGUGAGAGAAGAAGAGAGCUUUUAUUGGGUCAGUUUUGAAGGAGUGAAGCAUAAUCAAAUGGUCUUGGGCUACAUGGAAACUCCAGUAACGAAGGUUUCUAGUUGGAGAUAAUUACAGUUGAAUUUGCAGAAAAAGAAAAAAAAAAUCUUAUAAUAUACUGUAGUUUUGUAUUCUUGUGAUUUUUCAUUGCAAAGAAAAAGUAUUAUCAAUAGAGACAACAACUGUAAGCUAAAACAGAUUAAAGCCAAAGCAUUGUUGAUGAUUUAUUACUUAGCUACAUGUCAAUGUACUAGAGGAUAAUUUACUUAGGAUUUUGGGUUGCUACAAUGAAUUAUUGCCUUAUUGGCAUUUUGUGAUU